Messenger RNA from Mytilus trossulus (common blue mussel), 4579 nucleotides. Its product is annotated as G2/M phase-specific E3 ubiquitin-protein ligase-like. The coding region runs from base 1256 to 2590 and encodes 444 amino acids. Gene Ontology annotation, molecular function: ubiquitin-protein transferase activity. The record is from RefSeq and is a predicted model, not a curated record. The transcript is spliced from 7 exons. Lineage: Eukaryota; Metazoa; Mollusca; Bivalvia; Mytilida; Mytilidae.
UCGUAUUUUUUUAGUUUGGACGCAGGGGGUCAAAUUAGCGGUGGUCCGAGGUCUGAGACCUUCCACUUUUGCAGUCAGACUUUCUUCUUGGUUACUAGCUACGCCCUAUAUGCCCGACGUAUGCCUGUCUACAGUGCUUACAGCACUUUGAUUACCAAACUUGGACAGAAGCUUUUUACGAUCAAAAGAUAGUAUCAACAGGAAUAAUUUUAUUGAUUCUUUUCCCUCAUAUUUGUUGAGCCUGUGAUUAACAGCAAAAGUAGGCGAGACUAUGAAUUUUUGUCGAAAAAAUUAUACUGACAUAAAAAAACACACUUAGAAUCAGGGCCUUUAAUAUCUAGGAUUGUGGUCUACCACUAGGAUAAAGUAGGGAGAAGUGGAAUUUCAUUUCAGUAGUUGCCUUAUGUUUUCAUAUUUAUCUAUGACAUAUAUACAUUAAGGAAAGUUUUUCCUUGCAGAAGAAAAAUAUAUCUGCAAAAUUUUUAUAUGAUAGGUGUAUAUAUUGAUAAACCUUAACCCUUACCAUGCGGUGACCGUCAUAUGAGGGGCGUACCCCGACCACCUUUAUUUGGCACCAAGGUCGUUCCAUACUUUUAGAAGACCACUUUAGGAUACUUAUUUUAAAAGUUGUGCAUGUUCCGUCAACCUGAGGCUAUCCAUGUUCAUGUUUCUCAUGUAUAAGUUGCAUUUUGAGCACAAAUACUGACUAAAAUUGAAGCUGCUGAAACUUAGUUUUCUGGAGGGCUUCACAUCUGUGUCUUACACAGGAAGUUCAGAGGCAUAAAACUUGCAAAAAUAGUGCAAACUCAUGGCCAUAUAACUUCCAAUCGUUAUUAUUAUUGAAAUACGCAUAGGAAAUUACCACUUCCAGUUUCGUGUCAAUUUGAAGUCAAAAAUCAGAAAAAAAAUGGUGAAAUUCCGUAUUUUUGGUCCAAAUGACCUUCUGUAGACUGCUGAACCAAGAUCAGAUUCAAUCCCACCUAACAACGGUUGGGGUCAAUUUAUUAACUAGGGUCCACUCUACAUGGAGGCUUUACCAGCAUCCCUGGGUCUUCUGGGUCAAGAGAAAGUACGUAAAAUCGUCAAAAUUGACGCUUUUGUACCUGAUGACCAACAUUUCAGGUCAUAGAAAUAUCUUCAGAAGAGAUAUAUCCUUAGUUGGCUGUAACAGAAAUAGAGAAAAAGAGGAAAUUCUUCAUGUUCUCAAUAUUUGUUUUUUUUUGUCAAGAAUGAUUGUAAUACAUGUAUAUUUCAAAUGUCAGAUGAAUUUUUAUUAUUCAGAGGAGCAAUAGAUGAGGAUGAGGCUCUUGAAACAGCUAUUCAAGAAAGUGUUGAUGAAUAUACUAUAACCUCAAAAUCUGAAGAGCGUGAGUCAGCAUAUGGAAGGUAUGAACAAGUACAGGGUAGAACACCAGAAGAGGUCAGGGGUAUUGUAUCAGCAUGGGCAGAUAGCAAAAUAUCUGGGGUGGAUAGAAGGCUCAUUGUAUCCAGAAAUACAGUUUUCAAAUCUUCUCUGAUGUAUUUCAAGAGGGAUGCAUUUGUCAAGAAAGCUAGCCUUUUAAAGGUCAGUUUUACAUCAGAUGAAGGUAGUGUGGAGGAUGCAGCUGAUGCAGGGGGACCCAGGCGUGAAUAUUUCCGACUUCUCUGGCAGUCUGUCAUUGAGUCCAGUGGUCUUGUUACAGGUUGCCGUAAUAGAGGAUAUACUUUGCGCCCUAAUUAUGGUGCCCAGGCAAGAGGGGAAUAUAUAGCUUUGGGUAUUAUGAUGGCCACAGGGAUUAUACAGGGUUCGGAAGCACCUGCACUAUUUGUUCCCUCAAUGGUGGAUGCAAUUGUGGGAACUUCAACAGUCAUAAGUCAGGUUGAUGAUGUGGUAGAAGAAUACUAUCACCAACAGCUAAACGAGGUUGAAAAUGCAACUUGCGACAAUGAAGUUAGAGAAGCAGUUGACAAAAAUAGAUGGUGGGAAGAGAUAGAUGGAAUAAUGUCGAGGGUAACAAUGGAUAAUAAGGAGGAAUUUAUUGGAGUUGCAGCCUCUUAUCUGACCACACUCAGAUGCAGCUCAAUGAUCACUGAUUUGAAGAAGGGGCUGGAAACAUAUGAUGUACUAAAACUAGUCAUCAAGGAGAAUCUAAGAGAUCUGUUCGAGUACAAAAAGGUCAGAAUCAAUUCGUCUGACCUUUUGGCAUUACUGAAGCCAAGGUUCUCCCAUGAUCCAAGGAAGAAAGAGCACGAAGAAUUGGUGCUAGUCAAUUUUCAUCAUUUUGUUGAAUCAAUUCAAGACAAUGAACUGGAGACAGUCCUUAAAGAAGGAGAUGUUAUUCUUACAACGACAAUGAAUGAGUUCAUCAGAGAAUUAGAGCCAAAACAUAUCCUUGUUUUUGCAACAGGAUCAAGCAGAAUACCCACAACUGGGUUCCAUCCAAAACCUGCGGUGACAUUUCACCAUGACAAUACACAAUACUUUCCAUGUGCAGUGACUUGUUCAAAUGAGUUGCAGUUGUUUGUAAAUGCUGCAAAUACCAAUCUGUAUGUAUUUGCAAGUAACUUUUUGGUUGGGUUGAUGAAUGGAGGUACUUUCAGUAAAUGUUAAUGUAUAAACAGUGAUUGUUGCUCAGACCAUUGUAGAUUACUGUACAUUAAAUGUUAAGCUAAUAUAAACAAAACAAAUAUUAGCAUAAUGCUAUUUCUUGGCCACACAUUAGCUUUAACUUAAAAUAAAAUAAAAUGAAAAUAAUCCUAUUCAUUUUUUCAUCAUUAGCCACAAGUCAGAUAUGAAUCAAUCCAAAUGUUGUAGAAUUUUAAAAUUAUCAAUUACAGAAAUGAAUGGGAACUGUUGACUAAAAAAGUUAAUCUGUUCACUCACAUUUUUGAAGAAAAACUUUCAAAAAUUAAUGAUACACUUGUAGAGAUUUAUUUUUUUCAUUUAAUGAACUUAGAUGACUUAGUGGCAAAACAAUUGCAAUAUAGCCAAAGUUGCUUCUUAUAAUUUUAUCUGAUGAUGAAAAGAAUUUGUACUUUUUUUGGUCAAUUUUGGAUGCAAGUAAUGCCCUGACCACAUUGAAGUUCUUUGUAUAUCAUUUUUAUUUAAAAGUAGAUAUUUAUCAUACAAAUCAUUUAUAUGAGUAGUAAUGGCCAAAUUUGAUAUGACGGUUGUUUUGUUGUUUUUUGCAAUAUUUUAUAUUUUGUUUUUGAUGCAUCACUUAUUUACAUCAUAAGCAUUGAUGUUUAUGGGAAGCCAUUCUUGUCAAAACUAUGUUUACGCCAUUUUUCCAAAAAUUUACACAAUGAGAAUUGAAAAUUGAAAAUUAUACACUGAGAUUAAAUAAACUGAAAAACACACACUGAGAAUUGAAAAUUACACACUAAGAUUUAUAUGCACACUACUAAUGAAUAUAAUAAGGAUGAAGUUUUCAUUUUCCAUUUGCGAUAUAAAUUUGUGAUUCCCAAACCAUCUUUUAGCUACGUAUUCUAGAAAUUUGUAUUCACCGCCAUCUUGGUCAGUAUCAAUGUUGUAUUCCAUCUCUUGCAACCACUCUGGCAUAUCCACUGUUGACAGCUUUACAUUCCAGUAUCUCUUCAAAACAGACCUUGCCUUAUCAUAGAAACUUUUUGGCUUCAUAAUGAUUUUCUCCUUGUCAUUGAUUACAUACUCUAUAAGUACAUUUGUCCCAGGAAGGACAAUGCCAUGUUCUCCACAUGUCACAAAAUCCACAUUUUUAUUUUUUUUUAAAUCUCAGUGACUAAAUUCUUUGAAUAAUGGCUUAAACAUAGUUUCAACAUAGUUUUGACGAGAAUGGCUUGGCAUAGAGGUUUAAGUAGUUCAUUCUAGUCAUGUUUGAUGUUAGUAGAAUUAAGUUUACAAGCAUUUUUUUCAAUAUAAAUACUCAAUUUGUUUUACGUGUGUACAUAUAUUUCUUAUCGUUGUGCACCUUACAUGUUUUUCUAUUGCCUUUACUGUGCGUGGUGAUAUAUUAUUUUUAUAAGACAGCAACAAAAUGUGUGGUUUUAUUAUUGUAUAGGUGUGUUCGUCGUACUAGACAAAUGUUCCUGAAAUUUUUAACAUAAUGGUCCUUGCCACUAAAUGAAGCAUGACAUUUGAAACUGAGAUUGUAACCCCACUUGUUUCAAAAGAAGAGGGCCAAAGGGGCCAAUAAGGGUGUGUUCUUAUUUCAAUGUGGAUCAUUUAUUUUGAUACUGAUUUUGAUGAUAUUUUUGGUCAGGUUGGACAAAGUUCAAAACCUGUUUAUCGAUGGGCGGGGAAAAGUAGGUACAUAAAUUGUGUAAUCAAUUCUCCUACAGUUUUCAUCCCAGACCCCUGAAACUUCACAGGAAGAUUGUCAGAUGUUAGCUCAAGUUUUUCUUCUUUUAUAGAUUCAUAAUGAAAUAGACUGCCUGUGAUUUUCCAAACAAAUUUGAUUGACCUAUAAAGGGGGCUAAAAGGACUGAUGUCCAAACUAUUUACAACGUCCUACAUGUAUUUAAAACUACAUGUGUUCUAUCAUUUACAUCAAGACUUGCUGUGUUUUUAUUAAGCUGCCGCUACAUAUAGCCCUACAUAUGCCUUUCCUGUGCAAUUCCU